UAAUGUUUUGUUUUAAAUUUUUUUCUAAUAAUUAAAGAUCACGCUAGAAGAUAAAAUACAUGUCUUGUCUGAUGAUCGCAAAGUUCUACAUCAAAAUAUUUUGUAUAUUAAGUUCUCGAGUCAGAAUUUUUGUGUUGUGAAUCUAUGGAUCAAGCAUUAAUCAUUAAUUUCCAUCUGAAGCAGACCUAUGAGUUAAUUCAAUUCAUAUUAGUUAAGCCAUGUUGGUCAUACCCUGCAGGAAAAACUGAAAUGGAGGGAUCAAGCAUUGAUUCCUAAAGUUUUAAAGUGCACACACUGGAUUUAGAGAUCAAGGGUUCAAGGAUGCUCCACACAAAAGUUCCAAGAUCUAAUAAUUUUAAUUAAAUAUUUUUUUUUGUGUUAAAAACUAUAAUUAAAUAACUAUUUUGUCUUCAUGAUAAAAUGUGCAAAUCUACAGUCGGAAGAUGUAUAUGUCAGAUCAUGCCAUAAAAAUAGAUUUUGUGUUUGGAAGGCAAUUAUCUGAGUUUAUUGUAAGAACCAUGUUACCAACCAUGGUGGCAAAUGCAAUAGGAUAUCUAACUAUCUUCUUUGAAGAAGAUGCUUUUGAAGCAGCUUUAGGGGUCAAUCUAACCAUUGUUCUGGUUAUUGUCACAAUGUUGGUUGAAAUAGGGAAGGAAUAUUCAAAUACAACAAGUUAUAUUAUGAUACAACUUUGGAUGAUUGUGAGUGUGAUGAUGCCUUUCUUGGAAGUUCUUCUCCAAACCUAUGCAUUUUGUUUACGGAAGGCAAUCAGGCAAAAAUUAAAAACCAAUGAGAUCAGAGUAAAGCCUUGUGUAAACGAUGAAAAUGCAGGCCAAGCAGGAGAACUAAGUGAGAGUAUUUCCGGAGAAGAAGUGUUGAACAGAAGAAAGAUCGGAAUUAUAUCUUGGAUAUUGAAAAAGGGCAUUCUACUGGGAUAUUUAUCCUUUAUCACCGCUUACUUCUCAAUAGGAAUAUUCAGACACUAA
Molecule: messenger RNA, 986 nt
Organism: Eurytemora carolleeae
Lineage: Eukaryota; Metazoa; Arthropoda; Copepoda; Calanoida; Temoridae
Exons: 5
Coding region: 444-986 (180 amino acids)
Source: RefSeq, a predicted model, not a curated record